Entrophospora candida is the source of this 399-nucleotide messenger RNA. The record is from the annotation of a GenBank genome assembly. NCBI's taxonomy places the organism in Eukaryota, Fungi, Glomeromycota, Glomeromycetes, Entrophosporales, Entrophosporaceae.
AUGGCUUCGGCAUUACUUAAAUCGUCAAAUUCCUUUCAAGCACUUUCCUUAUAUCGCAGACUUAGAAGGGCCGGUGAAGAGUCGGUAUUGUACUCGAGACCUGCUAUCUAUUACGUUAGACAAAGAAUUCGCGAAGGUUUUAGAGAAUAUGAGAAUGUAGCUGAUGAACAAUUAUUACAAGAUUUAUUUGAACGUGCAGCAGAAAGAAAAGGUAUAGAACAUAGAAUUAUUCGUAAUUUAUGUGAGAUGACUUAUAUUCAGAAUAGAUAUAAAACAAGACCACCAUUUGUUAAUAAAAAGCAGAAAAAUGAAAAAUAUCUUAUACAUCAAGGAAGUUAUAGAGAUCUUUAUGAUAUGAUCAAGAUGUUUAAUGAUACUUUGAAGUUAUGUUUAAGAUAA